AUGCAGAGCGUCACGCCAUCGUACACCAUUCGACGAGCCACAUUAGCCGACCACGAUGCUUUUCUCGAAAUCAUGGUUGAGGCGUAUACAAAGUCUGAACCCAUGGCAAGAGCCCUGAAUGUGUCUGUUGACGAUGCCGAAGAGUUUUGCAGAAGCUUUUUGCCACAUUACCUUCCACAAGGCUAUUCGUUGGCUAUGGAAAGCGGAGGGCAAAUGGUUGGCGCAUAUCUGAUGCAGCUCGUGAAAAGACCAAAUCCCAUUUACGAAUCUGGCCCUGAUCCAGACCUGCCACCGAAGAUUUUCCUCAUAGAAAGCAUCGCACACAAGCUAACCGAGAAUUUUUGGGACCUGAUGCCUCCGCAUUUCACGAGUUGUAUACACGCUUUGUAUACCGUUGUAACUCCAUCAUGGCAGCAUCGGGGAGCUGGGACAGCGUUGACAGCAGCAGCGAUUCGACUGGCGAAAGAGAGCGGAGUUGAUCUUGCUUUCGCAGAAGUCCUCAGUGACGACGUCUCCAGGCUGAACACUCCUUUCGGCUUCUUCGAGCUCCGAUCAAUACCUCAUUCACACUGGAAAGAUCGCCAUGGUCGACCUCUGAUUCAAAUAAAAGGAGCAAAUCGAUCAAUAUUGAGCGUUAUGUUCCUUAGACCAACUCUGAUCGAGUCCAAGUUAUAA
Molecule: messenger RNA, 675 nt
Organism: Haemonchus placei
Lineage: Eukaryota; Metazoa; Nematoda; Chromadorea; Rhabditida; Trichostrongylidae
Source: the annotation of a GenBank genome assembly